AUGGUUGACGCACUGGAUAUUCCGGGGUUCUAUUUCGAUACUGAGAAAAAGCGGUACUUCAAAAUAAGUCAAAAUGCCACUUCUAGCUCAAAUCAAACUUACGGACGAGAUGAGCUUAAGAAAAGGUCUGAUCAGCAGCAAAACGAGAUUAAAAGAGAAGCCGCUGUUGAAAGAAGGCAGCAGGGAGUACGGGGGUAUGAAUUUAUGUUAUCAAACCCGCUCCAUGUGUUGUUUUCCGCAGAUAAUAGUGAUCUUUCUGGAUCACAGUCAAGAAUGGGAUAUAAUGUGGCCAGACAAGACCGAGAACAAGAUAGAGGAUCGAUUCGUAAAGAUAACGUGUGGUCAGAUGUAACGCCACUUUUGGGUGCGAUAGCACAGCAAGCGGUAGCAAUUUGUUGUUUGCCUAAAGCAAAUGGAUUUCUGAUUGUAACUCAUCGCAUGAAUGUGGUGUUCAUAAGUGAAGAUCGUACCCCCAUUUACCUAUACCAGAGUUCGAAAACUGAAGAAUUCGAGCUUGAAUCUUUAAGGACGCGUUUGAGGGAAGAUCAAUUCAGUCUAAUUGUGAAGGCCAAAGUAAAGAAUUGUUAUUCUCUUUUACACAUAAAACUCGACUCGCCGGCUUCCCCACAAGUUUUUCGUAUUUCCGUGUGCCCCGAACUCAACAGCGAAAUUCGUGAUGCUGUUUUUGUAGGUGCCAAUACGUGUGUGUGGUUGGCUCAAGGCAAUGAAGUUUUAGCUUUGGAGCUCAAAGAAGGAUGCUCAACCUAUACACUUUCAGCUUCGAGACGUCGAUUGAAAAGAAAGAGGAGGGAAGAAAGCAACGUAAUGUGUGUGGAGGUUGAACUUCAUCGACCCUAUAGUAAUAUGAGUGCCCCUAUCGGAUGGUGUGGGACCAGAAGUGGCAUGCUCUCGAGAGUAAAUCCAUACCGUACUCUCAGCACCCUUUCUUUCGCCAGUAUGGGUAAUUUCGAGGGACUGAGUAUCUUGAGCAUCAAAGAACUCGGCGAAUCGCAUCUUCUUCUGUCUGGAAUUAAAUCUGAAGAGCAAGUUCUGGCCAUUGUUCGUAAAGAUAAGUCAGCAAACGAUGGCCAUCAACCGACUAUACUUACAAUGCUGAAAACAAGCGUGCGAAACUUAGUCAAGGAAACAGAGCUGAUAUCCACUAGUGCUGACGGACGUUUCAUUUUAUAUGGCCGUCGCAAUAUGGGUUGUGUUAAUGGGGCUCUUGAGCUAUUUUCUAGUAGGGCUAUGGACAAUUUUGUUAGGCAGCACGAGGUAAAAGCAAGACCCGUCACCUAUCAUCCUCUCAGAACGCUGGCUGAAAUUCUACCUUUCGACUGGCACAAAUCGUUUGACAAGCUUUUGUAUGCGGAGCUUCAAGAAGUUACAAGAGGUCAACUUUAUUACGGGGAAUCUAUUGAUUCGAACGGAAUCCGCAUCGCAGCCUUUACAAAGGACAUUGACGUUGCUGGAAUAAACUUCAAAAGCUUCCCCUUAGAUGGGUACUGA
Lachancea lanzarotensis is the source of this 1509-nucleotide messenger RNA. RefSeq names its product LALA0S01e12772g1_1. Gene Ontology annotation, cellular component: Cul4-RING E3 ubiquitin ligase complex. NCBI's taxonomy places the organism in Eukaryota, Fungi, Ascomycota, Saccharomycetes, Saccharomycetales, Saccharomycetaceae. The transcript has a single exon. Bases 1 to 1509 code for a protein of 502 amino acids. The record is from RefSeq and is a predicted model, not a curated record.